AUGGCAUAUCCGAACACGAAUGCUUUCGAUGUUGAUGAUUAUGAUUAUGUACCCCUGAAUGAAUCGUACCGAAGACCAAAGUCACAUCGUCACCAUCAUCAUCAUAAUCACCAUCAUGAACCACAGCAAGAAAACGACCAUCGGCAUCACCAGCAUGUUCAUCAUCAUAUUCAUCCUCACCGACAAUCACCAGAAAUUGAUCCAGCAAUGGAUCGUACAGCACAAUACAUUGCCGGUUUGAAUGAACAACCGUAUCAACAAAACUACGUUCAGCCAGUUCAGCCACUUCAGCCAUAUGACUCAUUUUCUCCAACUUUAACAAUUCGACGUCAUCCCGUUAAUGCAUACGAUCCACGAGAAAUAGAGCAUAGAAUGCCGACACUUACACAGUCCGAACUUCCGUCCAAUUUACACGUGACCAUUCAGCGUGCUCCUGUCGACGUUCAGAUGCCUCCGAUUGCCGUACAGCCCAUUAUUUAUAAAGUUCCAAUUGCUACUAUUCAGCCAAAUGUUCAGCAACCAAGCAUUCGAGCAUUCAAUCCUCCUCAACAGUCUCAAGAUGUUCCUGUAAUGUACGCUUACAAACCGAAUGAAUCGACGAUGAAUCCUUAUGUGCCCCCAGCUUACAAACCGGAUGAAUCGACGAUGAAUCCUUAUGUGCCCCCAGCUUACAAAUCGGAUGAAUCGACGAUGAAGCCUUACGUGUCCCCAGCUCCUCAACGUGAAUCCACGCAGAACCAUCUAAUACAACAGUCUCAACGCACAAAUGAGCCGUUGGAUCCGGAUGAACGACCAAUAAUUCCGAUGAAAGACACGUCUAUCUAUGAUAGUCCUCGGAGUACAUCAUCGUCUGUAGGCGCAAAAAGGCCAUCGAGAGUAAACCAGUUUAUUCAACCACAAGCCAUACAACGAAAACAAACGCCUCCUACAGAACAUAUUGAGGAGUCUCCAAGACCAUCAAGAAAUAAGAAUCAGAUUGAGCGUCGACCAGUUCGAACGGAUCUUCUACCUUCUACUCCAUUUGGAAUAUCAAUGAAAAAAAUAAAACCAGUGGUCAUGAAAAUGCAACAGCCACAUGUCUAUCCAGAUGAGUAUUAUGACGAUGAACCUGUGAAUACUAUACGAAAACCACUUGUUCUUUCACCGGUUUCUAAAAAAAAGGUUUAUAAAGUGACUCCACCUCACCUUGAACAACCGUAUGAGGAAGAUGAUAAUACCUACUACGAGUAUGUACAACAACCAAAAAGAGUUGUUUAUGUUCGACCGAAAAGAUCGGCUAUUGUCACAUACAGAACGUGA
Molecule: messenger RNA, 1299 nt
Organism: Didymodactylos carnosus
Lineage: Eukaryota; Metazoa; Rotifera; Eurotatoria; Philodinida; Philodinidae
Source: the annotation of a GenBank genome assembly